GGCCUUCCAGCCUGGGACAAACCAAAGCACUGUCCAGACCGAGAACACGACUGGAAGCUAGUAGGAAUGUCUGAAGCCUGCCUACAUAGGAAGAGCCAUGCGGAGAGGCGCAGCGCAUUGAAAAAUGAACAGACAUCACCACAUCUCAUCCAGGCCACUUGGACUAGCUCAAUAUUCCAUCUGGACCAUGACGAUGUGACUGAUCAGAAUGUCCCAAGUGCCCAGACCUUCCAAACAGAAGAGAAGAAAUGUAAAGGGUACAUCCCCAGUUACUUAGACAAGGACGAGCUAUGUGUAGUGUGUGGUGACAAAGCCACGGGGUAUCACUACCGCUGCAUCACGUGUGAAGGCUGCAAGGGUUUCUUUAGAAGAACCAUUCAGAAAAAUCUCCAUCCAUCCUAUUCCUGUAAAUAUGAAGGAAAAUGUGUCAUAGACAAAGUUACGCGAAAUCAGUGCCAGGAAUGUCGCUUUAAAAAAUGCAUCUAUGUUGGCAUGGCAACAGAUUUGGUACUGGAUGACAGCAAGAGGCUGGCGAAGAGGAAACUGAUUGAGGAGAACCGGGAGAAGAGACGACGGGAAGAACUGCAGAAAUCCAUCGGGCACAAGCCAGAGCCCACAGACGAGGAGUGGGAGCUCAUCAAAACUGUCACGGAAGCCCACGUGGCCACCAAUGCCCAAGGCAGCCACUGGAAGCAGAAACGGAAAUUCCUGCCAGAAGAUAUUGGACAAGCACCAAUAGUAAAUGCCCCAGAAGGUGGAAAGGUUGACUUGGAAGCCUUCAGCCAUUUUACAAAAAUCAUCACACCAGCAAUUACCAGAGUGGUGGAUUUUGCCAAAAAGUUGCCUAUGUUUUGUGAGCUGCCAUGUGAAGACCAGAUAAUCCUCCUCAAAGGCUGCUGCAUGGAGAUCAUGUCCCUUCGCGCUGCUGUGCGCUAUGACCCAGAAAGUGAGACUUUAACCUUGAAUGGGGAAAUGGCAGUGACGCGGGGCCAGCUGAAGAAUGGGGGUCUUGGGGUGGUGUCGGACGCCAUCUUUGACCUGGGCAUGUCACUGUCUUCUUUCAACCUGGAUGACACAGAAGUAGCUCUCCUUCAGGCUGUCCUCCUGAUGUCUUCAGACCGCCCAGGGCUCGCCUGUGUUGAAAGAAUAGAAAAAUACCAAGAUAGUUUCCUGCUGGCCUUUGAACACUAUAUCAAUUACCGAAAACAUCAUGUGACACACUUUUGGCCAAAGCUCCUGAUGAAGGUGACAGACCUGAGGAUGAUUGGAGCCUGCCAUGCCAGCCGCUUCCUGCACAUGAAGGUGGAAUGCCCCACGGAACUCUUUCCCCCAUUGUUCUUGGAAGUGUUCGAGGAUUAG
Messenger RNA from Puma concolor (puma), 1359 nucleotides. The record is from RefSeq and is a predicted model, not a curated record. Lineage: Eukaryota; Metazoa; Chordata; Mammalia; Carnivora; Felidae.